AUGGCAACCUCGAGCAGUCCACCUCCGCCCGCCCCUCCUCACCAGUUUCUCCAGGGCCAAACAGAAUAUCAGCAGCAGCAGCAGCAGCAAUACACGUCACAGUACUCGCCGCAGUAUUCGCCGCAGUAUCAACCUGUUGCAGUCGCGCAGCCCCAGAAGCCUAGCCCGACGACCCGAAAGUCCAGGAGCUUCAGCUUCAGGUCGGAUAAAUCUCACGGCUCCCACAACAAUAACAAGAUCGACCUGACCGAGACAUCAGCAGAGAAGGAGGCUAAACGACUACACAGCAAAGCAGACCCACGGCUAGCCAUGGAAGAAGCAGAACCUUCUGAGGUUGCUGCGACGGUCAAAUCUUCACUUGCACCUCUCCGGGGCAUCGCACUCAAGGACGCCUAUGGCAAUCCAAUCUCUGAUCCGGACCUCUCCAACCCCACCCGAAGUCGCUGGGAACGUCCGUUAGACACAAUUCGAAGCUUCGAGGCUGCAAUUGACGGUGGGUAUGAUAAAAGGCGGUCGAUUCUUCGUUCAGACUCGGAAUCAGUCGCAUGGGGCAACAACCGACGGAGCAGCUAUUAUGGCGGCAAUGGCGGUAAUGCACGGUUUUCCCACGAUAGCUAUUAUAAUACCCGCCCUCAGUCCACGAUGUACGGGAAAAACAUGGAAGGGAGUCAACAAGAUUUGAGGCAGGGCGGUAUGGGGCAGCGAGAUGCCUAUCAAGAACAACAGUCGGGGCAGAACAACGCAUAUGGCUCAGGCCCACCAAUUUCGGGUAGGAGGACAUAUCCAAGGAUGGCCUCUGAGCCACAGUUUGCAUCAUCACACCGACUGCAACAAGUUCCGGCCGAUUAUCCGCUCCCGAUUAACCAUCGAUCGUACGAGACAGUCGCAUCUGCGUCGGGCAGCGGUUCAUCAGCAGAGCCAUUGGGAUAUCAGACAGAUCCUACGAGCAGUGACAACAGCUCGCUCGAUCGCAUGCAGGCUGUGCCAAAACGUCUGCCGGAACCGGUGAACGACUACGGUAUCGGGUUUGGCUCAAAUAUGCCAUACCAGCCACCCACAUUCACUGUGGGCGUCCAAGAUGCCAAUGCGAAUGGUGGAGAGUACAACGGCUAUUCUAAUGGCACCCAGGACUAUGGUGUCCCGCCACCUCAGCUUCCUCCGAAGGAUCGGGGCGUGAUACUAAGGAAAGCGAUGACCAGCGACUAUAGCCAGCAACGACCCACGCAACCGGAAAAGCGAAAAAGCUGGUUCACACGGCGGUUUAGCAAGCAAGCUUAA
Messenger RNA from Lasiosphaeria miniovina, 1278 nucleotides. RefSeq lists its product as uncharacterized. The transcript has 5 exons. Bases 1 to 1278 code for a protein of 425 amino acids. NCBI's taxonomy places the organism in Eukaryota, Fungi, Ascomycota, Sordariomycetes, Sordariales, Lasiosphaeriaceae. The record is from RefSeq and is a predicted model, not a curated record.